Messenger RNA from Iphiclides podalirius (scarce swallowtail), 219 nucleotides. NCBI's taxonomy places the organism in Eukaryota, Metazoa, Arthropoda, Insecta, Lepidoptera, Papilionidae. The record is from the annotation of a GenBank genome assembly.
AUGUGGUGGUUUGUUAUAUUUAGUGCUAUUUACAUUAAAACUUUAGGAGUGUCGGGUUCCAAUAACACUGGAGUUAUUGCAAACAACGUGUGUUCGCUGAAGCAGUUCCAGUGUGCGAAUGGGAAGUGUAUACCAUUAUCUUGGGUGUGUGAAGGGGAGAACGAUUGCGGCGAUAACUCAGAUGAAAAUAUCGAGGAAUGCAAAAAAGGGGUUUUAGAA